GCGACAGUCCGCCGACGGGAGGCCAGACGGACGUUAGAGAAGACAAGAUGGCGGCCGCUGACGGCAAGAAGCGUGGCCUGGAACAUUUGGACGAAUAUGAACCUAAAGCCGCCAAACAUCUCCGCACUCUGCAUGACCGCAUGUCGGAGAGACGACUGGUCGUCAUUCUGGAGGGAGCCUCGUUAGAAAGCGUGAAGGUGGGGAAAAACUUUGAGCUGCUGAACUGCGAUCAACACAAAAAUGUGAUUAUUAAAAGUGGAAGAGAUCCAGGACACAUCAGACCGGAUAUCACUCACCAGUGUCUGCUCAUGUUAAUGGACAGUCCACUGAACAGAGCGGGCCUCCUGCAGGUCUACAUCCACACCGACAAAAAUGGCUUAAUUGAGAUCAACCCGCAGACUCGCAUCCCAAGAACCUUCCCGCGCUUCUGUGGCCUAAUGGUUCAACUGCUGCACAAGCUGAGCGUGCGAGCCUCCGACGGUCCUCAGAAGCUCCUGAAAAUGAUUAAAAACCCUGUGUCGGACCACCUGCCUCCCGGCUGCCCGCGGAUUUCCACGUCUUUCUCAGCCGGAGAGGCCGUGUGCGCUCGAACCUUGGUGCCACAGGGGCCGGCCGCAGUGGUGAUCGGAGCCUUUGCACACGGAGCGGUGAAUGUAGACUACACGGAGAAGACGGUGUCCAUCAGUAACUACCCCCUCUCUGCAGCCGUGACAUGUUCCAAGAUCUGCUCUGCUUUUGAAGAGGUGUGGGGGGUCUUGUGAUAGAACCCCACCCUCGCCAGGAACUUUUUGAAUAGACUGGACCAAGGAUGCUUAAUGUGGACCCUUUUUUAUACAACAUGUCACUUCUACAGUGAAGACUCAUAUAAAGAAGCUUGAAUGCUUUGUUUUAUUGUCAGUUUUGUUAUAACUUAAUACUUUGUUCUUGAAGGAGCGGUGUUAUAUGUGCUUAAAAUAGUAAAAUAAAAAAAACAUCCCAUACGUGGGAGUGGACAGCACCACCACAAUACACAUGCAAAGAAAUAGCACAAAAAGUAAUUUAUUGCACCUAUUUCGCCAUUUUUCAAGAAUCUGCUGCAAAAUGUUAGUGAUGUAGAAGUUGAAAAAGUGAAAUAAGGACAGAACCAGUGUUUAAAAAUAGUAAUAGAGAAUAUUUUAUUUUAAAAACUAAUGGGCAAAUAAGCAAACACAUUAUCAUUCCAGCAGUACCCAUAUUAAGCCACUUGGUGACAGUAUUGAUUUUAUUGUUCCUGCACAAUGUCUAAAACAGUGGUUCUUAACCUGGGUUCGAUGGAACCCUACAGGUUCGGUGAGUCGGCCUCAGGGGUUCGUCGUAGCUCAAAACACACCCGACUCGUUGUGUAAAUAAAAACUUCUCCCUAUGAGCGUAUUACAGAUACGGCAACAACAGGAGUCAGGCUGGUUUGCAGGUGUGUACUUUGUUGUGAGUUUAUGCACUGUGUUGGUUUUGUUGUUUGAACAAGGUGAUCAUUUUGUGCACCAGUAAAAAAACAACAUGGUAACAAUUUAGCAUGGGAACAUAUUAACCAUUAAUUAGUUGCUUAUAACAUGCAAAUUAAUAACAUAUUGGCUCUUAAUUAGUCAUUAAGUAAUUAUUAAUACCUUAUAACCCUGACCCUAACCAAAUUAAGUCUUUAUUACUUAGAAUAUGUUCUCCUAGUUUCCAAAUAACUCUAAAUUAAGUCUUUGUUACUUAGAAUAUGUUCUCCUAGUUUCCAAAUAACUCUAAAUUAAGUCUUUGUUACUUAGAAUAUGUUCUCCUAGUUUCCAAAUAACUCUAAAUUAAGUCUUUAUUACAUAGAAUAUGUUCUCCUAGUUUCCAAAUAACUCUAAAUUAAGUCUUUAUUACAUAGAAUAUGUUCUCCUAGUUUCCAAAUAACUCUAAAUUAAGUCUUUGUUACUUUGAAUAUGUUCUCCUAGUUUCCAAAUAACUCUAAAUUAAGUCUUUGUUACUUAGAAUAUGUUCUCCUAGUUUCCAAAUAACUCUAAAUUAAGUCUUUAUUACUUAGAAUAUGUUCUCCUAGUUUCCAAAUAACUCUAAAUUAAGUCUUUAUUACAUAGAAUAUGUUCUCCUAGUUUCCAAAUAACUCUAAAUUAAGUCUUUAUUACAUAGAAUAUGUUCUCCUAGUUUCCAAAUAACUCUAAAUUAAGUCUUUGUUACUUAGAAUAUGUUCUCCUAGUUUCCAAAUAACUCUAAAUUAAGUCUUUAUUACUUAGAAUAUGUUCUCCUAGUUUCCAAAUAACUCUAAAUUAAGUCUUUAUUACAUAGAAUAUGUUCUCCUAGUUUCCAAAUAACUCUAAAUUAAGUCUUUAUUACUUAGAAUAUGUUCUCCUAGUUUCCAAAUAACUCUAAAUUAAGUCUUUAUUACAUAGAAUAUGUUCUCCUAGUUUCCAAAUAACUCUAAAUUAAGUCUUUAUUACAUAGAAUAUGUUCUCCUAGUUUCCAAAUAACUCUAAAUUAAGUCUUUGUUACUUAGAAUAUGUUCCCCUAUACUAAAGUGUUACCAAAUAAACAUAACUGUCUUGAAUUUGAAAAAAAAAACAUUUUAUUUUUCACUGAAGAAGGGUUCGAUGAAUGCGCAUAUAAAACUGGUGGGGUUGGGUACCUCAAACAAGGUUAAGAACCACUGGUCUAAAAGGUUACUAGUUUUGUUUCAUUUUACAGUGGGAGACGGCUUUUAAAAGUUAGACAGUUAAAAUAAGUGUGGUGAUUGUUCACAAAAUGUAUCCCAUUGUGUAUCAACAUAGAUUAAUCACUGAAAUAUUUACCAAGUUUUAGGUGAAAAUUAUGUAUAGGAAAACAUUUGAAACAAUGUCUGCAUUACAUUCUGACAACUGCACUUGUGGCAAAAUAUUGGGGAAUUUCAAGUUAAAAACAUUUCUAGCAUGUAAUUUAUUAUUAAUCACGGGUCAAAGGUAAUCAGAUUUUUUUUUUUUUUUAAAUCAGUUAAAAUAUUAGCGUAACUAUUAAGAUAAUUAUAAUGGAGCAGUUUUGUUAUCGAUGGGAAAGUGCAUAUUUAGACAUGAUUUGUGUAUGUGUGUAUAUAUAUACAUGUGUGUGUACGUACAUGUACACACACACACACACACACCGGCCAAAUUUAACCCAAUGCGGCCCCUGAGUCAAAGUUAGGGGACCCCUGAUUUAGAACAACUUGGAAACAGUUGAAGGAUAUUGACUGAAUUUGUAUUAUCAGUAAGACUGUCAGGGUUUUUAGUUGUAUUUAGUCUGGUGUGCCACAUAUUGAGUCAACAUUGAUGACAUGUUAGGUAAUUAAUAAGUUGGUAUUCAGCUCACAAUUAAAAGUAAACGCUCCUUUUUCAUGGAAUCGACCUUGAUAGUUUAUUAUCUUAGAAGACAACACCAGUAAACUCUAUACAGACAUAGAAAAAUAGUCAUCUUACACAUCUUGUUAGUAAUACACAACAUUAUUAUACAUCCUCCUACGUACACAAUGUUACAGCGUUUUUGCUACUCAACGUGCUCGGCCUCCGCUGAGUUGCUUUGGGACACUCCAGGUUGGUAGGACAAAGACGGGACUUGGCACAAAUGGCUGAGAUCAGGAAGGAGGGCUCCAAAGGCAUCAAAUGAUGGUAAGGGUCAGCAUUGCAGUCGACCUG
Messenger RNA from Nerophis ophidion (straightnose pipefish), 3641 nucleotides. RefSeq names its product EMG1 N1-specific pseudouridine methyltransferase (gene emg1). Gene Ontology annotation, molecular function: rRNA (pseudouridine) methyltransferase activity; rRNA binding. The record is from RefSeq and is a predicted model, not a curated record. Gene Ontology annotation, cellular component: small-subunit processome; nucleolus. The transcript is spliced from 5 exons. Gene Ontology annotation, biological process: rRNA base methylation. Bases 48 to 761 code for a protein of 237 amino acids. Lineage: Eukaryota; Metazoa; Chordata; Actinopteri; Syngnathiformes; Syngnathidae.